AUGUCUCCUUUGUCACUGGUGAUUUUAUUGUUGUUUUGGAGUCCAUUAAUUUUAUGUAAAAAACAAGAACCAGUAUGUUUUCAACCUUCGGAUAAUAACGGUGCUUAUCCAUGUGAAAGUCGUCCAAGUAGAGAACCACUCAGUUUACAAUAUAGUAAAGUUCAAAUUAGUAAACCAGCACCUACAUUCGAUGGCAUUGCUGUCAUCAAUGGAGAAAUGAAAGAAAUUAGUUUAAGUGAUUUCAAAGACAAAUAUCUUGUCCUUCUAUUUUAUCCAUUAGAUUUUACAUUUGUAUGUCCAACUGAAAUUAUUGCGUUUUCUGAUCGUAUUCAAGAAUUUAAAAGUAUCAAUACUGAAAUUGUUGCAAUAUCUGUCGAUUCGCAAUUUACUCAUUUAGCAUGGAUAAAUACACCUCGUGAACAAGGUGGUUUAGGCAAAAUUCAAAUUCCACUCUUAUCUGAUCUUACACAUCAAAUUUCUAAAGAUUAUGGUGUGUAUUUACAAGAUGUUGGCCAUGCAUUGAGAGGAUUAUUUAUUAUUGAUGGUCGUGGUAUUCUUCGUCAAAUAACAAUGAAUGAUCUUCCAGUCGGUCGAUCAACUGAUGAGACACUUCGACUUCUACAAGCUUUUCAAUAUACAGAUAAACAUGGAGAAGUUUGCCCUGCUGGUUGGCGUCCUGGUUCCGACACAAUUAUUCCAAAUCCGGAAGACAAGAUGAAAUAUUUCAGUAAAAAUUAUGAAACAAAAAAGAAUUAA
Molecule: messenger RNA, 756 nt
Organism: Adineta steineri
Lineage: Eukaryota; Metazoa; Rotifera; Eurotatoria; Adinetida; Adinetidae
Source: the annotation of a GenBank genome assembly